Messenger RNA from Melospiza georgiana, 4346 nucleotides. RefSeq names its product rhotekin 2 (gene RTKN2). Gene Ontology annotation, biological process: positive regulation of cell population proliferation; hemopoiesis. The record is from RefSeq and is a predicted model, not a curated record. The transcript has 13 exons. Lineage: Eukaryota; Metazoa; Chordata; Aves; Passeriformes; Passerellidae. The coding region runs from base 206 to 1939 and encodes 577 amino acids.
CCUGCUUCUUCUGGGACAGCUGCACGAACGCUGCCCGCACCUCCAGCAGCUCCGCCGUCUUCUGGGACAGCUCUUUGGAUUACAUGUUGCCUUUCUGCCCAGCCAAGAGAUGGAGAGACUUUCAACUGACCUCUCAGUAGGCUGAAAUGAAGAAAUGAGUCACUGAGCUCCAGUAAGUGGUCAGGAAUGUGACGCCCAAGAGAAGAUGAACUUUGAGCUGCGCAUGCGGGAGGGGAUCUGCAGGCUGCUGGCCGUGAGCACGCAGAGGGAGCAGCUCCUGCACGCCGUGAAGAACCUGCUGGUGUGCAACGCUCGCAUCCGGGCCUGCAGGGCACAGCUGCAGGCCCCGGGGCAGCAGUCUUCAGAAAGUGGGACAAAAGACCGGAUGGCAUGCAGAGCAAGGGUUGCUAUAUCAGAUAUUCGAAUACCAUUAAUGUGGAAAGGCUCUGACCACUUCAGCAAAAAAGAAAAAUCGCAGCGCUACGCCGUGUUCUGUUUGUUCAGCAUGGGAGCUGAGGUUUUUGAUACUGAGGUGACUCUUGUGGAUGAAGCAGUCACAGAUAUCUGUUUUGAAAAUGUAACCAUAUUUGAUGAAGCAAGCCCAGAUUUCCAGGUGAAGGUUGAAGUCUAUAGCUGCUGUACAGAGGAGUCUUUAUGUAUAACAAACACUCCUAAGAAACUGGCAAAGAAACUUAAAACAUCCCUCAGCAAAGCUACAGGGAAGAAACUCAAAGCUGCACUGGAAGAAGACAGCACUGAGCCCCUUUUGCCUGCUGACCCAGUCAUCCAUGGAGCAAAGUUCAGUUUGCUGGCAUACACCACUCUGGGGCUGGAAAGUGCUGAGGACAAUUUCAGGACCCACAACCUUACCAUUACAGGAAAUGAGGAAUCCUCUUUUUGGCUGCCCCUGUAUGGGAACAUGUGCUGCCGUUUACUUGUGCAGCCCUCCUGCAUGGCCAGGGAUAUGAUGGCAGGAUUUCUAAAUCAGCAGCAAAUGGUAGGAGGCCUGACAAGCUGGAGGAGGCUGUACUGUGUACUGAGAGGUGGCAAACUCCUUUGUUAUUACUCACCAGAAGAAAUUGAGGCUAAAGUGGAGCCAGCAUUGACAGUUUCCAUCAACAAGGAAACCAGGAUUCGAGCUGUGGAUAAGGACUCCAGCAGAAGAGCCAAUAACUUCUCUGUUAUCAACCCCGUGGCUGGAGAGGGUGUGACGCAACGUUUUGCUGCUGACAGUAGGGAUGAACUCCAUCAGUGGAUGGAGGCUUUCUGGCAGCACUUUUAUGAUCUGAGCCAGUGGAAGCAUUGUUGUGAGGAACUUAUGAAAAUUGAGAUUAUGUCACCACGGAAACCACCUUUGUUCUUGACAAAGGAAGCGACCUCCGUCUACCAUGAUAUGAGCAUUGAUUCUCCAGUGAAACCUGAGGGCUUAGCUGAUAUCAUACAUAGGAAAAUUGAAGAGAGUGAUGGUGAGUUCCUUCUUGGCCAGCAGAAAGAGCCUGCAUCUGCCCUGUGGGCGUCACUCUUUGAUGGAUCUCAUGAGAUGACUGUUCACAAAAACACACAUCCGGACCCCAAAAGAGAUACUACCAGUCCAAAUGACAGCAGAGGAAAGAAAAGAAGAGCUCCACCUCCACCCUCUGAUAAGUCACCCUACAGGGCAGAAGCCCAGGUGAACACAGAGCAGCUGGGCAAGGAAAACUGGGGGAAGCCUGACCACACACCUGCCUUUGAGUCAGUGUUAGCUACGAAGAUGCAGCAGCUGCAAACCCCCAUUGCUCCCCCUUGCAAAAUUGGCCUUUGUGGGAAAAGUGGUUUAGCUGGCCUGGGGAAUCCUGUUUCUCUGCUGAGCAAGACCAAGUCUGAAACCAAACCAGUCCCAACCCCUAGACAUAAAGGCAUCACAGAAAUACUAGACCCCAGGUCCUGGCUGCAUCCAUAGGCAUCGUAUUUAGCUUAGAGGAGUCUUUGGAAUUUAAAGUUUCUCAGCCUUCUCCUAAUACCCUUCAUUAAAAGUAGAUUUUAGCAUUUAGCUCAAGUGUUUCCUGUGAGCCAGGGCAUUACUGCUAGCUGCAGUCUCAGCUGUAUUCAUUAGUGCUCUAUCUGAAUAAUUGCACUAGAAUGGGGGGGUGUUUCUCUGUCUGGAGUAACGGUGCUAUUUCUGAAAACAAUAGUUCAGUACUUUCCUCUUGAAAAACCACAGUGUUCAGGGUAAGCUCAGCUGUCCCCACAGCAGGGAUGUUCCCAGUGCCUUCUACCAGUCCCUCAGCUUAGCCCAUCCACAGCUCCUCAGACUACUCAAGUGGGAAUUCACACAUAUUCAGCACAGAUCUUGCAAAGCUGAUUUUCUUGGGCUCCAUGCUUGCUGCAUCCUCUCCAUGCCUUGCUGUUUAGGAAACACUGCCUAUAUGGUAAUCGAGUAUGAAAAGCUUUUGUGCUGUUCUGAAUGGCUCUGUAACUCCAUACAAAUUUCUGAGGCAGUUCCCUCAAUUUAGUGUGGGAUUUCCCAAGUUCCUGCUGGUUCAUGUGCAAUUGGAAUGGACCAGAAUUAUCUGUCUAUGAGCAAGGAUAUGAUCCAUCACUGCUGGUUUAUUUUGGGCUAAGACAAGCAUUCAAAAGCAGUUGCUUGGGUAUGUGCUCAUCUUAGGGUUGUUUUUCCUGACAAAUGUGGGUCUGUACCACAGCUCUCCUUUGUGGAGCCUCUCAGCUGUUCCUGCUGGGGAGCUGGUUUGUGAACAGGCAGUGACACUGGUAACAGGGCUUUGCACCACUUGUUCCUUCUGCAAUAGCACAGAAUAAGCACUUCAGGUGAAGAUCCCGAACUCUGAGAUUCUUUCAUCAGACUGUUCACUUCUGUUUCACUUCUAUAAGUAUGGGUUGUUAGGGUUCCUGUGGCACCUCAAAAGCAUCUACUGUAUAAGAAAGAGCUGUGUUCUCUUGGAUCCACAGCUUGAAUACCCAGCCAUUUCCUUGGUUGGUGCAUUUGUCUCAGAUGCUGGAACUUAUCCAAGGGCAAAGGUCUGCUUGCAGUUCUCCCUCUGCAGACUUGGUGCUCAGACCUGUGUUGAGAGGGUCAUAUCAGUGACUGUAUACAUACAGUUCAAUAUUUAUCAUUUUUUUCCCCCAAAAUGUGGAUGGCUCUGGGAGCUUUACCAUUUCUCCACGAGAUACUGUGGGCAUGGUUGUUUUAUUUUAUUUCAUUUUUUGUCUUCAGCUACGCUCUUGGCUCCACAGUUGUAAAGGUAUCUGCUGAAUUCCCUCAGUAGUUCAUUUGGGAUGGGGUUGAGAGGCAGGUUUCAUUUACAAUUCCUUUUGCAGGAUUAGAGCCCUUUGUUCUAGAAUGUCCUUGUUCAUUCUUCAUUUAAUCACGUUCCAUUUUCCCUCUGAAACAACCAUAAUCAUUCUUACAAUAAAUCAUGCUGUUACUUAAGUGGAUGGUUUGUGAAUGGCUUAUAAAUAGGAACAGAAAAAACUGAAGAAAAACUACAUGAUUAUGUAAAUCAGACAGUCAAGUAAGUGGACUGUGCAACUCUGAACAAGAAAUGGGAAAAAUUGGGAGGGGGGAACGAAUAUUUUCCAAAAUGCAGCUGCAGUUUAUUUAGCUUAAAAUCUAGCCUUAAAUGGUUCUGUGCUCAGAAAGAAAAAAACGCAUUUUCUUGGAAACCCCCUUUAAUUUUGUAGCUAUAUUUUUAAAAAAUCUCAUAAAUAUAUAAGGAUAGAAGGCACCAUAAUGAGGAUUUAUUUUUACAUUCAACAGACCAUUGAAUUUCAACAAGCUGUUUCUCUAUUAAAUUCAGUGGCUUUGUUUUGAACUGAACAUAGGUGUUUUAACAAGGCAUUUAAUAUUAAUUUGAAGUCUUCAAGUGAUGAGAAUUCACUCAUACCUCCUGUUGCAACACUUAAUUACCCCAGGUACAUUCUUCACUUGAUUUUCUAUUUGCAUUUCUAGCUCCACCUUAAGUUAUUUUGGUCUUUUUAUGCAUUUGAUUGCUUAUAUUGAUCUCUGUAGUAUCAGCUUUUCUAAUUGCCUGUGUGUAGUUAUAAAUCAUGAUUAUGUCCCUUUUAACCUUUUCUCUGAUGAGACUGAAUUCCUUAACUUUCCUAUGGCACCGGAUGUUACCCAAGACUAAUUAAUCUUCACAUUCCCUGGAUUUCUCAUGUACAGAAGUAUUUGUAAGGGUGACAUCUGCAUUAGAUGCCACAUGUCAAUAGUGAUCCAUCAGGACUGUACAGAGCCAUAAUGUGAUCCUCUUGCUCUGAUGAAUAUCUCCCUCUCUCUUCUCAAGAAUUGCAUCAUCUUUUCUUUUUCUUUUUCUUUUUUUUUUUUUUUUUUUUUUUUUUUUUUUUUU